Messenger RNA from Archocentrus centrarchus (flier cichlid), 1648 nucleotides. RefSeq names its product cyclin dependent kinase inhibitor 1Bb (gene cdkn1bb). Gene Ontology annotation, biological process: negative regulation of cell population proliferation; negative regulation of cyclin-dependent protein serine/threonine kinase activity; negative regulation of mitotic cell cycle. Gene Ontology annotation, molecular function: protein-folding chaperone binding; cyclin-dependent protein serine/threonine kinase inhibitor activity. The transcript is spliced from 3 exons. Gene Ontology annotation, cellular component: nucleus; cytoplasm. The record is from RefSeq and is a predicted model, not a curated record. NCBI's taxonomy places the organism in Eukaryota, Metazoa, Chordata, Actinopteri, Cichliformes, Cichlidae. The coding region runs from base 449 to 991 and encodes 180 amino acids.
UAGUCGGUCCACCUUAAGAGAAGUAGGCGGGCUUAAACCUUUGACCAAUGAGGGACCUACUAGGAAUUUAAAUAGCUCUGUAUGUCAAUCUUGCCCCUACCCCCACACCGCCCGUCAACCUCCCCUCUCAAUCCCAACUCAAUCGCCAUAUUUGUACUGCAAAGGGUUGUCUGCAGUUUCUCUCACUGCGGGACGAAAUUGACAGAGCGCCUUCAGUUCCUGUGCACUUUGUUUUGAUGAUCCGCGAAGACUACCUUGGGCUUCAGAACAGCGCGGCCGUUUGCGUCUCCACCCCGACGUAUGCAUGGCAUAAGGCGUUUUACGCUUGUUUUGGAUCUUUCUCAGCGACGGCGAGAAAACCGUUGUUUUUGAGCGGCGUGGGUUUUUUUCUCGUGAAAAACUGGACGCUCCGGGCUGUUUAAAUAAUUGUGUCUUUCUCUGGGGCAAAAUGUCAAAUGUUCGACUUUCAAACGGGAGCCCGACGUUGGAGCGGACGGACUCGCGGCUGUCGGAUCACCCGAAACCAUCAGCCUGCAGGAGCCUCUUCGGCUCGGUGGAUCACGAAGAGUUAAAGAGGGAUUUAAAGGGACAUUUACGGGCGUUGGAAGAGGCUGCCUCCGAGGAGUGGGGCUUCGACUUCGCCACUGACACGCCGCGGGCCAACUCCAGGUUCGAGUGGGAAUUAGUGGAUGCCGCGGACUUCUACACUCGGCAGCCGCGGGCGAAGAAAGGCGUCUGGUCCGCUGGGAAUAACAAUGUGGAUCUUAACGGGAAUCACAGUUGUGUUGUGGUGCCUCCAAGCGAAGAUCCCGACAGGUCUGACGGGCAAAUGGAGUGCAUGGAACAGUGUACUGCGCUGAGGAAAAGACCUGCAUGUCACGACUCCUCUAACCCAAGCAAGAGGUCACACACCAGCUCAGAUGUAAGUUGUCCAAGCCUGAGCCACCCAGAACACACGCCCAGAAAGACCAGUCCCAAGAGAAAGACGUGAGAAAAGAGCUGAAGAUGUAUGCCCACCCCUGUCUUUUUUUGUUUUUCUUUUUUUUUUAAACGUGGCAAACCUCAGUGUUGGCUGUCGUUUUGUUUUUUGUUUUUUUUGGAAGAGGAUCGACACAGCAUCAGAAACAUAUCAACUCUCCUGAAGAUUGGGGAGGACGCUGUUGAAGCACUGAAUAGAAACACUAAAUUUGUGGCACUCAAAAGUUACUGCCUCUAAAAGCAGUCAAUGUAGCAGUGUGCAAUUAGGUUUGAUUUACUUUUUUGCUCCUUUGUUUUUUUUUUUUAACUACCUGUGUGUAAAUAAAUAUUAAAAAAUAUAUAUAUACAUAUAUAUUAUAUUUCUCUCCAUAUGUAGCACGUAAGACAUUAUGAUUUAAAAAGAAAUCCUUUAUGUAAAACGGUGUGAAUUUUGAUUUGACUUGAAGAACUGCAAUGUAGUUUGAUUAAAUGUUUCCAAAAUGCUGUUCUGUAACUUUUUUAUUUUUUUUUUCUCAGCAGUGUGAUGUUGACAGUCCCUAAUUGCUACAUUUAAAACAAAAUCUUGGCUUCUUACAGUUUCUUAAGUGUGUCUUCACUCGUCAUCUUCCUAACUCAGCAUUGAAGAAUGGUACAAAUGUAGCUCAUCUGUUUUUUGUUUGCUUGCGCCCCC